Mycena citricolor is the source of this 945-nucleotide messenger RNA. Lineage: Eukaryota; Fungi; Basidiomycota; Agaricomycetes; Agaricales; Mycenaceae. The record is from the annotation of a GenBank genome assembly.
AUGUCAGGGCAUCACCGCAUCACCCUCGCCGCCAAUCCCCCCUACUUCGAUGGCGACAAGUCCAAAUACCUGGGCUUUGUGGACGCGUGCACCACUUACAUCGGUGCCUAUCGAUCGGAGUUCUCGCAGGAUGAGACCAAAAUCCUCUUUGUCCUCUCCUACCUCCGUAACGAGAACGGCACGAGCUGCGCUGCCUCGAGAUGGGCAAUGAACUGGAAGCAGCACAACUUCGAGGGCUUCCAGGGACUGAAGGCAGGAGUCACAUCAAAGAACUUCCUGGAGGAGUUUCAGAGGGCGUUCGGGGACUCCAAUGCGGAACAAGUCGCCGCUGCUCGGCUUAUGGCCCUGCGCCAAAACAAACGGUCCUUCGCGGACUACAUCUCCGACUUUGAGAUGUUGGCCGCAGAUGCAGGCUACAAUGUGGUCGACACCACCGACGACAAAGGCGAAUACAAGAAGGGGGACCAGGAUAAUAUCCUCAUCGAGUUCCUGGAGCGCGGACUCAGCAGCGAGAUUGCCAGCCGUCUCUACAACACCGGUGUCCCUCUGCCCAAGGCCUAUGGAGCAUUCAAAGCCUGGUGCAUCAACAUCGAAGCCAAUGCUCUGCGUGACCAGCUGCGCAAAGCGUCGUAUGGGCACCCCACACAACGACCACCUCCCCAGUUCCGUCCCCAAGCGGCACCAGUGGCGCCCGCACCCGCUCCGGCCCGACCCGCUGCCAACGAACCGGUUCCGAUGGAAAUCGAUCGUACCCACGCCCGCGGCCGCAAUAUUAUCUGCUACAACUGUCAGCAGCCGGGGCACAUUGCGCGGAACUGCCCGGAACCAAGAAAGAAGCGCACAUUCUUCAAUCGGGCCACGAUGCUUGAAGAGAUCGAGAACGGGGACAAGGACAACGAGUUCCUCAAGGAGAUUGCCGAGAAGCUGCGCGAGAAGGGUUUUUGA